Messenger RNA from Arxiozyma heterogenica, 183 nucleotides. RefSeq lists its product as uncharacterized. The record is from RefSeq and is a predicted model, not a curated record. The transcript has a single exon. NCBI's taxonomy places the organism in Eukaryota, Fungi, Ascomycota, Saccharomycetes, Saccharomycetales, Saccharomycetaceae. Bases 1 to 183 code for a protein of 60 amino acids.
AUGGUGCUUUUUGGAACAUGCUGGAUUGCAGAUAUUGACUCUAUCGACGAAUUCACUACUGGAUUCAGAAAAUUACUAAAACCAUUGAAUACAAGAAAUAAUGUAAUGAAUCACCAAGAUAAGUUUUCCCUUACUGAUGAUCAACAGAGUUUAAUAGAAAUAUGGGACUCUUUGACAAAAUAA